UGUCAAAUUUUUUCCUUGACGUCCACAUUUCGAAAGUCAUCAAACAUCGGCAGUUUGCAGGAAUUUCAAUCUAAUUAUUGUUUUUGAGUUACUUGAGGUCUCAUAUAAAUUUAUCGAUAUGGGUGUUGAAAUACAAGACGUUGAAAUGAAAAAUGCCGAUAGUCCACCUGGUCCAGAAGCUGGAGAUUCUAAAAGAGACAUCGACCUCCAAAGUCUUCUAGAACUCAGAGAGCAAGUAAGACAAAUUGAAAAAGGCGUAAGUAGUAAAGAGAACCGUUUCAUAUUGAGAGUUCUGAGAUGCUUACCGAACACCAGAAGAAAAUUGAAUGGUGCAGUUCUUAGAGGUCUCAUCACUCAAGUUUUUCCUUUGAAUGAGAGAGAUACUAUGUUGACCUAUGUUGAAGAUAGUUCAGGAGGAAAUGAAAUUGAGACACAAACUCAAAGAACGAGAUCUGCAACCAAAACGCCUGUACCCGAAGUAGAUACGUAUAUUCAUCUUUUAAUUCUGGUUCGUUUGAUAGACACAUACAAACUGGAUGAAGCUUCAAAAUGCUCAGAAUUAUUAAUGAGCAAAGUGACCUCUCAAAAUAGACGUACUUUGGAUUUGGUUGCAGCAAAAUGUUAUUUCUACCACUCACGAGUCGCAGAGUUGACCAAUAAACUAGAUUCUAUAAGGUCUUUUCUACAUGCUCGUUUGAGAACUGCAACAUUGAGAAAUGAUUUUGAAGGCCAAGCAGUUUUGAUCAACUGCUUAUUGAGAAACUACCUCCAUUAUUCUCUCUAUGAUCAGGCUGAUAAAUUAGUGAGUAAAUGUAUCUUCCCUGAAACUGCCAGUAACAAUGAAUGGGCUAGAUUUUUGUACUAUUUAGGAAGAAUCAAAGCAGCUAGACUUGAAUACAGUAUUGCUCGCAAACACUUAGUACAAGCAAUGCGAAAGGCUCCUCAAAAUGCUGCUAUUGGUUUCAGACAGACUGUCCAAAAACUCUUAGUAGUUGUGGAAUUGUUGUUGGGGGAUAUACCAGAAAGACAAAUAUUCAGACAAGCUAGUAUGCGGCAUUCUUUAGCUCCUUACUUCCAGCUCACCCAAGCUGUUCGUAUGGGCAAUCUGCAGAGAUUUGGAGAAGUUUUGGAAAAUUUUGGUCCUCAGUUCAGAUUGGAUCAUACUUAUACUCUAAUUUUACGAUUGAGGCACAAUGUAAUUAAAACAGCAAUCCGUUCUAUUGGAUUAUCCUACUCUAGAAUUUCCCCUCAAGACAUUGCAAAGAAGUUAGGAUUGGAUUCUGCUGAAGAUGCUGAAUUUAUUGUUGCAAAAGCAAUUAAGGAUGGUGUUAUUGAAGCUACUUUAGAUCCUGAAGGUGGAUAUAUGCGAAGUAAAGAAAGUAAUGAUAUUUAUUGCACAAAGGAGCCACAAAUGGCUUUCCACCAGAGAAUAUCCUUCUGUUUAGACCUGCAUAAUCAAAGUGUGAAAGCAAUGAGGUAUCCUCCUAAGGCCUAUGGUAAAGAGUUGGAAUCUGCUGAAGAAAGACGUGAGCGAGAACAACAAGACUUGGAGCUUGCCAAGGAAAUGGCAGAAGAUGAAGAAGAAGGCUUUCCUUAAUCAAUUGCUUACUCUAUUCGAUUGUAUUAUCUGAUACUUUAGUGAAAAAUAUGUCAUCAGUUUGUAUUUUAAACCUCAUACUUAGUGGUAAUACUAAUAAUUUUGCAACAGUAGGAUAAUUGUGUAACUAUUUGCUGAAUAUAUAAAUCUUUCAAUCACCA
Messenger RNA from Coccinella septempunctata (seven-spotted ladybird), 1758 nucleotides. RefSeq names its product probable 26S proteasome non-ATPase regulatory subunit 3 (gene Rpn3). The transcript has a single exon. The record is from RefSeq and is a predicted model, not a curated record. Gene Ontology annotation, biological process: regulation of protein catabolic process; ubiquitin-dependent protein catabolic process. The coding region runs from base 119 to 1597 and encodes 492 amino acids. Gene Ontology annotation, cellular component: proteasome complex; proteasome regulatory particle, lid subcomplex. NCBI's taxonomy places the organism in Eukaryota, Metazoa, Arthropoda, Insecta, Coleoptera, Coccinellidae. Gene Ontology annotation, molecular function: enzyme regulator activity.